This is a messenger RNA of Cyphomyrmex costatus, 574 nucleotides long. RefSeq names its product calcium-binding mitochondrial carrier protein Aralar1. The annotation marks the transcript as partial. Gene Ontology annotation, molecular function: calcium ion binding. Gene Ontology annotation, biological process: mitochondrial calcium ion homeostasis; calcium import into the mitochondrion. Gene Ontology annotation, cellular component: uniplex complex. The transcript is spliced from 6 exons. Lineage: Eukaryota; Metazoa; Arthropoda; Insecta; Hymenoptera; Formicidae. The record is from RefSeq and is a predicted model, not a curated record.
AUGGAGUGCGCAUACGCGAAAUGGGAUUUUCAUGAAGAGUAUGCGACAGAAGCCUUUAAGAAAUUUGAUAAAGAUGGUACAGGUUUUAUUUCCGCAUUAGACUUUCAAGACAUCAUGUUCAGUAUUAAGAGUCAUUUACUUACAAAAGAUGUGAAGGAUAAUCUAAUUGCUGCAGUUGGUAUCGGUCAAAGCGGAAGAAAAGUCAGUUUUCCAUACUUUAUGGCAUUCAAUUCUCUUCUAAACAAUAUGGAACUUAUUAAACGUAUCUACUUAAAUGCGACCAACGGUCACAGAUACCAAGAAGUUACCAAAGAGGAAUUUCUUUAUUCUGCACAAAUGAUGUCCCAGAUAACUCCAUUGGAAGUGGAUAUUUUGUUUCACCUUUGCGAUUUACUUCAUCAAACUGGGAAGAUUGUAUACAAUGAUCUUGUAGCUAUUACACCCGAGCAAUAUUUCAAACAGAUUACAAAGCGUGUUGCCGAGAUUAAAGCGGUAUCGAGUCCAGAUGAACGCGGUAUUAUUGUACAAAUCCUCGAAAGUGGUUAUAGAUUCGUGCUUGGUUCCGUCGGUGGAG